AGCAAAAUUACAAUAUGACUUCAAGUGAGAGUAGCACCAGUUCGUCACGAAACAGCACACCGCGCCAUCGUCAACGCUCCAAUGCUAGAUCAGCGAAUAAUUCGCCUACAACAUCGAUCCUUAAGCGUAACGCUAUGUCUAGAAAAGCACUUGUACCUCUAGAACAUGGUUGUGAAGAUAACUGGACUUGGAGUCGGCGACAUCGUUCCAAAGAAGUAGUAUUAAGUGGACCCAAUGACCGUACUGUGCAUUUCCAUCCGAAUUGGAGUAAAGGUACUGCCGGUGUACAAGGUAAACGGCCUUUAAAUAAUGGUCGUUUUUAUUGGGAGUUACACGUCUCGCAACGUAUAUUCGGUACAAGCAUUAUGUUUGGUAUCGGUACCAAUAAAGCACGCUUGCAUGCAAAUUCAUUUCGUAAUAUGUUAGGCGAAAAUGUACACGGUUGGGGUCUAUCCCAUAAAGGCGUACUAUGGCACGAUGGUAUUGCGCUGCUUUAUACGAAACGAUUUAAAGAAAAUCAGGCCACAGUUAUUGGCAUAUUAUUCGACGGUAUCGAAGGGACAUUAACCUACUAUAAAGAUGGUAAAUGCUUGGGCGUAGCAUUUCAUGGUUUAGACAAGAUUAAGGAGCCCUUAUACCCAGUCGUCUGUUCCACAGCAGCCAAAACUGAAAUGACAUUAAAGUGCGCACGUCGCGAUUUUGUCAAUCUACAGGAUCGUUGCCGUGCCGUGAUUAUGAAACAUAUAAAAACCCGCCAGGAUUUAAUACAAUUGAAGUUGCCAGCUAUUAUAAGCAAUUAUUUAGCGGAAGUUCUAGGCGAUUACACACCGUUAAGGCAGGUGGAUAAUUAUGAUUUGUUAUUUGAUUUUUAGAUAUAUGUGCUUUUAAUUAACUGAAUCAGCGUAAUUAAUGUUAAUAAGAUUUUAAAGGAGAAGAAUUGAAAGAAAAGGUCUCAUGAUAACAUUUACAGUGCCAUGAUUUAGAUAAAUUAAUCAGUAAUUAAUUCUC
Molecule: messenger RNA, 1008 nt
Organism: Glossina fuscipes
Lineage: Eukaryota; Metazoa; Arthropoda; Insecta; Diptera; Glossinidae
Product: SPRY domain-containing SOCS box protein 3-like
Exons: 2
Coding region: 15-872 (285 amino acids)
Biological process (GO): proteasome-mediated ubiquitin-dependent protein catabolic process
Cellular component (GO): SCF ubiquitin ligase complex
Molecular function (GO): protein binding
Source: RefSeq, a predicted model, not a curated record